Molecule: messenger RNA, 2001 nt
Organism: Chelmon rostratus (copperband butterflyfish)
Lineage: Eukaryota; Metazoa; Chordata; Actinopteri; Chaetodontiformes; Chaetodontidae
Gene: nme9
Product: NME/NM23 family member 9
Exons: 17
Coding region: 1-1959 (652 amino acids)
Biological process (GO): CTP biosynthetic process; UTP biosynthetic process; GTP biosynthetic process
Molecular function (GO): nucleoside diphosphate kinase activity
Source: RefSeq, a predicted model, not a curated record
AUGGCAGGCAAGAAGAAAGAAGCAAGUCUGCAGGCGUCUGUCACAAACCAAGAGCAGUGGGAGGAGAUGCUUGCAACCAAAGGUUUAACAGUUGUAGACGUGUACCAACAGUGGUGUGGUCCCUGUCGAGCUGUGGUUAGUCUCCUGCGAAAAAUAAAGAAUGAACUCGGUGAUGAUCUAUUACAUUUCGCCACAGCCGAGGCAGAUAGCAUUGAUACUCUGGAGAAAUAUCGAGGGAAAUGUGAGCCCACCUUCCUUUUCUUUGGGGGCGGGGAGCUGCUGGCUGUGCUGCGAGGGGCCAAUGCUCCUCUCCUUCAGAGGAUGAUUGUAGAGGAACUGGCCAAGGAGAAGUUGGUCCUGGAGCAAGGUGGUGAACGCAAAGUGAUUAAAGAUGAUGGUCUGGUGGAUGAUGAGAAGAAAGAAGAGGAGAUGGCUCAGCAGGCAGAAAAUGAAAAAAGCAUAAUUGUUCCUGCCAGUAAGUCCUACACAGUUGCCAUCAUCAAACCAGAUGCUGUUGCUCACGGCAAGGCAAAUGAGAUCAUUAUGAAGAUUCAAGACGCUGGGUUUGAGAUCCUGGCCCACGAGGAAUGCACGCUGACUGAAAGUGAGGCUCAAGAUUUUUACCGACACAAAGCAGCAGAGGCUUGCUUUGAGGACUUGGUGCAGUUCAUGUCCAGCGGUCCGUCCCAUAUUCUGGUACUCUCUCAGGUUGAGGGCUCAGCCAAUGUUGUACCAGCAUGGCGUGAGUUCAUUGGCCCAGCAGACAUAGAAGAAGCCAGGAGAGAAAAACCAGAAAGCUUGCGGGCACAAUACGGCACACAGACACUGUUCAACGCAGUGCACGGUAGUGAGGACAUCGACCAGGCCAGCAGGGAGCUCGCCUUCUUCUUCCCCAACUUCAGGACGGCCUCGGUAACGGAGCAGGAUGGGGAGGAAGAGCGUGUGGAGAGGACACUGGCUCUUAUCCGGCCUGACGUUGCCAGAGAGAACAGAGAAGAAAUCCUGGCUCAAAUCCACAAGUCAGACUUCACUGUGGCUCUCCAAAAGGAGGUGAUGUUGACAGAGGAGCAAGUCAGACAGUUUUACUUCCAGCAUGUUGAGGAGGACUACUUCCCUGCACUGCUCCGGAACAUGACCAGUGGGCCAGUUCUAGCUUUGGCACUAGCCAGAACAGGAGCUGUUCAUCACUGGAAGAACAUCCUUGGUCCUGCUGACGUUAAUAAAGCCAGAGAGGAGAAUCCUGAAUGUCUAAGGGCCCAGUUUGCUGUGGAGAACGAGCCUAUCAACCAGCUACAUGGCAGUGCAAGCCAUGAAGAGGCAGAGCGAGAGAUCAGCUUCUUCUUCCCUAAAAAGCAAACACUGGCAGUGAUUAAACCUGAUGCUAUGGAGGAACACAGAGAAACGAUUUUGGAGGAGAUCCUUGGCAGCGGUUUCUCUGUAACGCAGCUGAAGGAGAUGGUGCUAUCAAGGCAGAUGGCUGAGGAGUUUUACAAAGAGCACAAAGAGAAACCUUUCUUCAGCCAGCUGGUGGAAUUCAUGUGUCGCGGGCCCUGUUUGAUGCUCAUCCUGACUAAAGAAGAUGCGGUGGAGGAGUGGAGGGCCAUGAUGGGUCCCACAGACCCUGACCAAGCUAAGAUGACCUCCCCAAACUCAUUGAGGGCCCGCUUUGCCUCUGACAUCCUCCACAACUCAGUCCACGGCUCCUCCAAUGAGCAGCAUGCGGAAGAGAAGAUCCGUUUUAUCUUUGGUGACAUCUGCUUAGACACAGAGCUCACCGGUGAUACUGACACAUCCAUUUUAGCGAAAGAAAAAGACAGUUCUGCAGAUAAAAACACAGGAAUGUCAAGAUCUACAACAGAAGAAAUUUCUGAUAGUCAUCAUCAUCAACAUGAAGGUGACCUACAUAAUUUAAGUCCUUGCAGUCCGCAGACUGGAGGAAGUGAUGAUCCAGAGCACUGAUUCCAGAAACUGAAUUAAUAACCACACUUGGUAGUUUCUCUU